Acomys russatus (golden spiny mouse) is the source of this 1134-nucleotide messenger RNA. RefSeq names its product pyrroline-5-carboxylate reductase 3 (gene Pycr3). Gene Ontology annotation, biological process: L-proline biosynthetic process. The record is from RefSeq and is a predicted model, not a curated record. Gene Ontology annotation, molecular function: pyrroline-5-carboxylate reductase activity. The coding region runs from base 31 to 855 and encodes 274 amino acids. Lineage: Eukaryota; Metazoa; Chordata; Mammalia; Rodentia; Muridae. The transcript is spliced from 6 exons.
CGGGAAGAGAGAAGGCUGUCCCUGAGCAUCAUGGCGGCUGCAGGGUCUGACCCUCUGCGUGUGGGCUUCGUGGGCGCAGGACGCAUGGCGGAAGCCAUCGCCCAAGGCCUCAUCCGAGCAGGCAAAGUGCAAGCUAAGCAAGUGCUGGCCAGCGCACCAACAGACAAGAACCUCUGCCACCUCAGGGCUCUGGGUUGCCAGACCACUCACUGCAAUCAGGAGGUGCUCCAGAACUGCUCACUUGUCAUCUUUGCCACUAAGCCCCAAGUCCUGCCUGCUGUUCUGGCAGAGGUGGCCCCUGCAGUCACCACCGAGCACAUCGUCGUGUCUGUGGCUGCUGGGAUCUCUCUGAGCUCUCUGGAGGAGCUGCUGCCCCCGAACACACGAGUGUUACGAGUGUCUCCCAAUCUACCCUGCAUAGUCCAGGAGGGGGCCAUGGUGAUGGCACGGGGCCACCACGCCAGGAGUGACGACGCUAAGCUCCUACAGGACUUGUUGGAGGCCUGUGGACAGUGCAUAGAGGUUCCUGAGUCCUACGUAGAUAUCCACACUGGCCUCAGUGGCAGUGGUGUGGCCUUUGUGUGUACAUUCUCGGAGGCCCUGGCUGAAGGUGCCAUCAAGAUGGGCAUGCCGAGUGACCUGGCCCACCGCAUUGCUGCCCAGACCCUGCUGGGGACAGCCAAGAUGCUUCAGCGGGAAGGGAAGCACCCAGCCCAGCUCCGCACAGAUGUGCUCACACCCGCUGGGACCACCAUCCACGGGCUUCAUGCCCUCGAGCAGGGUGGCCUUCGAGCAGCUACCAUGAGCGCUGUGGAAGCGGCUACCUGCCGGGCUAAGGAGCUCAGCAAGAAGUAAAGCAGGCUUCAGAUGAGACUACAGGCGCCUUGCGUGGCUGUGGCGAUGUGCUGUCUCCCAAGUGCAAUGGCCACCAUCUUCAUCGGAGACACUGUGACUCCUUAUAAAUUAUCGUCAAGGGGCUGGAGAGAUGGCUCAGAGGUUAAGAGCACUGGCUGCUCUUCCAGAGGUCCUGAGUUCAAUUCCCAGCAACCACAUGGUGGCUCAGAACCAUCUACAAUGGGAUCUGAUGCCCUCUUCUGGAGUGCAGGUGUACAUGUAGGCUGAACACUGUAUAUG